ACCCCGCCAGAUUUUUUCUUUGAGACUCUUCUGAUUUACUUCUCGACCUAAAUUUUUCUCAACUGAUUCAGCGAAGAUGAGUACUAUGAAGUUUUGCCGCGAAUGUAAUAACAUUCUGUAUCCUAAGGAGGACAAGGAGCAGAAGAUCCUCCUCUACGCUUGCCGUAAUUGUGAUCACCAGGAAGUAGCUGAUAAUAGCUGUGUGUACAGAAACGAGGUUCAUCACUCUGUAAGUGAACGAACUCAGAUCCUAACAGAUGUGGCUUCUGACCCUACUCUUCCCAGAACCAAGGCUGUGCGUUGUGCCAAGUGCCAGCAUAGCGAGGCCGUCUUCUUCCAGGCUACGGCUAGAGGUGAAGAAGGAAUGACAUUGUUCUUUGUCUGCUGCAACCCGAAUUGUGGUCAUCGCUGGAGAGAGUAGAGUUAAGGAUAUUGAUGUUAAAAGUAGUUACCAGUAAGUGUUAGAUGUGGAAUGAUGGAAAAACCUUCUAGGAGCUAUUUAGUGGUGUUAUGAAAUCAUAAUCCCAACUUGUGUCUCACCAAACAUAAAGAUUGAAACUUUCACUUUGGGAACUGAAAGCAAACGAGAAAAAAACUGAACCCAAAA
Molecule: messenger RNA, 607 nt
Organism: Camelina sativa (false flax)
Lineage: Eukaryota; Viridiplantae; Streptophyta; Magnoliopsida; Brassicales; Brassicaceae
Product: DNA-directed RNA polymerases II, IV and V subunit 9A
Biological process (GO): DNA-templated transcription; transcription initiation at RNA polymerase II promoter; maintenance of transcriptional fidelity during transcription elongation by RNA polymerase II
Cellular component (GO): RNA polymerase II, core complex
Molecular function (GO): nucleic acid binding; zinc ion binding; DNA-directed RNA polymerase activity
Source: RefSeq, a predicted model, not a curated record